AUGGAGAAUCCGUAUAAACAAGGUAAUAUCGAUGAUGCCGAAAUCGAUCAACAUGUCUAUGAAACUGGGCAAGUCGAAGAAGAGAUCAUUUACGAGUACGCUGAAGACCCGGGAACGAUCGUACAAGAUGAAGAGGAAGCAGAAGUACCGUGCUAUGUGAUGGGUGGAAGUUAUUACACUCAGGAGAGUAUCGACGCAGCCAAUCAGGAUCACUCAAUGUGCUAUUUUUGCAAAGAAGAUUUGCGAAACAAGCGAUUCUACAACCACCUAUUCGAUCAUCACGGCUUUACCAAGCAACAGUGUGAGGUGAUGAAGCAGCAGAAGCGAUUAGAGUCUCAUAAAGGGAAACCAAGUCCCAAAAUGCGCUCCCUACAUGCUUGCACAACUUGCGAAAUGGAAUUUGUCACCAAGACCGGCCUAAAAAGUCAUUUAAAUAAGGAUGGGAGCACUUGUGGUAGACUUCUAGCACAAUCAAAUGACAGUACUCUAACCUCAGCUAGUAAUAUAGUCUGCCCCACUUAUGGAUGUGCUGCACAAUUCGGGACCUAUUUGGAGUUGGCAGUCCACGUGGAUAGUUUCCAUAGAGAUAUGGUGACUGAUGGCAAGGUUUUCAUGAUAAGAAGAAAGACGUUUCCAGAUAAAACUAGCUUUUUGAAGUGGAAAAAAGACAUGGAAAUCAAAACGUCAUCUGAAUUCUUCCUCCGGACCUCUCAAAAAGUGAUUUUCGCGGUUCGAACCACCCUUUACAAGUGUCUAUGCUCGAAUUCUCGGGGACAAACCAAAACGAAAUCUGAGCAAUGUCCAGCAUUCAUCAAAUGCUGUCUUAGGAACCAUGGACAACUGGAAGUGGUCGCGUGCUUUGGGCAUAUUGGUCAUGAACAUCCGACGGAGACUCAGAAAGCCGUGGAAUUCAGAUUGGCAGCUUCUCGGGAGCUCAAUUAUUACCGAACCAAAGGACGAAUCAACAAUCAUCGUCACCGCGGCAAUCAGUAUGAAAAUGGCACGCAUCAUGAGAAUGGGAUGAUGGUGCUGAUGCCAGAAGCCGCUGGAGACGACGAUGACGUCUUCGUAGAGGAAGAUGAGGUGCAGAAGCAGCCGUCAGUUCCACGUGUCUACACUGCCACCACGUCGAGUCAUCACUACCAAGAAGGCAAUUAUUAG
Caenorhabditis briggsae is the source of this 1161-nucleotide messenger RNA. The record is from RefSeq and is a predicted model, not a curated record. The transcript is spliced from 7 exons. Bases 1 to 1161 code for a protein of 386 amino acids. NCBI's taxonomy places the organism in Eukaryota, Metazoa, Nematoda, Chromadorea, Rhabditida, Rhabditidae.